GCUCAGCCCAACUCAUCACAGCGCACUAUAAAACCCCAUCGCAACGCCUUUCUCUAGGUCUCACUGAAAACAAUGGAGGCAUUACUGUCGAAUUACGUUGAGGAAAGCUUGAAUCAAUACAUGACAAGAAACGCCGUUUUCCUCAGCGAACGCCUCUUCGCCGAGUUCCCUUCCGAGGUUAAUUCACAAUUGUUGGCUAGAUGUUACUUGACUAAAAAUCAACCUCACUCUGCAUAUUACAUUCUUAAAGGUAUGGAAAUGGCUCAGUCUCGUUACCUGUUUGCAAUUGCCUGCUUAGAAAUGGAUCUCUUUAGUGAAGCGGAAGCUGCAUUGAUGCCUAUUGAACAUCUCUGCACUGAGGUUCCAAACGGUGCCGCUAUGCAAUAUCUUCUUGGCAUUAUAUAUAGGGACACCGCUAGGAUGAAAAGGUCAGUUGAACACUUUAGGAAGGCUUUGUCAAUUGAUCCAUUGUUUUGGGCAGCUUACGAGGAACUUUGUAUGCUAGGCGAGGCAGAAGAAGUCGCUGUUUAUUUUGGUGAUGCGGCUAUUCCUUGUGUUCAAGAGCAUUACCUAGGUAAUCCAUCCGAUUGUUUACUAAUUGCUGGUACCGAUCACAGCUUGGGUUCUUCUCAAAUAUUUGGCUUCAAAGAUAUGAGUCUGUGUCAUUUACAACAAAAGGAAGAGGAAAAACCCAGAGAUAUAUGUCAGAAUAAUCAUGGAGGACCUAUUUUAAGAGGAGCUGUUGGGCAAAUAACAAACAGCUGUUGCAACACACCAUCUUUAAGUACUUCCCCUGUGUGCACACAAAUAUCAGAUACAGCUCCACCUUCUCCAGUUAGAAACAUACAACUACACCAAAGUGAAGGCUCUCUAAGACCCAGACCUCAAGCUCAAAAGGAAUUUGUUUGUGAAAAUGAAUCAGAGCAGAUUCGUGGCAGUUUAUUUUUCAAUUCAGGACUUCGUAGAAGUGCAAGAUUAGCUGCAUCCGUGAGAAGAUUGAACACCUCAAAAGGAUCAGAAAACAAAGAAAAAAGUUUUCAUGCUUCAACUAAAUUAAACUCUGAGACUUGCACUUCAACAUCUCGUCAAGGGAAAUUGCUGGAAACUUCUGAGGUUGCCGUAUCGGAGUUAAAAACAACUUCUUCUUCUUCAUCUUCAACUGCUAAUGUUAAUUCCAUUCAGCAUGAGAUUGUAAAUACAAAACUAAGGAGAUUUGUCUCAGAUACUGCAACAAUUAAUUCUGGUAUAUCAGAUACGUUGACGCUCCUGAGAAUUCUUGGGGAGGGAUACAGACAUUUGUGUAUGUUUAGAUGUAAGGAAGCUUUAAAUGUCUAUCAAAAGCUCUCAUCAAAGCAGUAUAAUACAGGCUGGGUUCUUUCACAGGUUGGAAAAGCAUAUUUUGAGCUAGUAGACUAUUUAAAUGCUGAUUAUGCCUUUAGUCUCGCGCGCCAAAUAUCUCCUCACAGUGUGGAAGAGAUGGAUGUAUACUCCACAGUUCUUUAUCAUUUGAAGGAAGAAAUGAAAUUGAAAUAUUUAGCUCAGGAGUUGCUAUUAGUUGAUCGUUUUGCUCCACAAACCUGGUGUGCUAUCGGGAACUGCUAUAGUUUGCGAAAAGAUCAUGAAACUGCACUCAAAAGUUUUCAGCGAGCGUUGCAGUUGAAUUCUAGAUUUGCAUAUGCACUCACUCUUUCUGGUCAUGAGUAUGUUAUUAUGGAGGACUACAAACAUGGAGCGGAGUGCUACGAGAAAUCUCUUAAUGUUGAUGCAAGACAAUAUAAGUCUUGGUAUGGGCUUGGGGUGAUCUAUCUCCACCAAGAGAAAUUUGAAUUUGCAGAGCACCAUUUCCGCCAGGCCUAUCAUAUAAAUCCUUUCUCGUCAGUUAUAAUGUACUAUUUGGGAACCACUUUAGAAGCAUUAAAGAGGAGUGGGGAAGCUUUAGAGAUGGUGGAGAAAGCUAUUGUCACGGACAAGAAAAACCCACUUCCAAAGUACAGCAAAGCAAAACUGCUGGUGACACUAGGAAAGCUGAAUGAGGCUUUGAAAAUUUUGGAGGAACUCAAAGAGAGCACCCCUCAUGAAAGUAGCAUCUAUGCAUUGAUGGGUGAAAUCUAUAAACAGCAUAAAAAAUAUGACAAGGCAAUGCUUCAUUUUGGGCUUGCGUUGGACUUAAAACCAUCUCUAGUUGAUGUUGCUAAAAUAAAGGCUGCCAUUGGAAAGUUAAAUAUACCAGACGAAAUAGAGGACAGCUUGGAGUGAACUUGUAGAGCAAAGCCCCUGAUGUGUGAGGCAUUCGACUUUCUAUGCUUCGUGGUUGUACACUCGAAGAAGUUGAUAGAGUUCCAGAAGACAUCUUCGGACGAACUUAAAGCUUCCAACUCAUUCCGAAUGAUUAGAAAGUAAGUAGCAGUUUAAUUUAUUCUCCAAGCUGACUUGCGAGUAUGCCUUGGUUUAGACCGAUAGUCAUUUAUAUUUA
Molecule: messenger RNA, 2473 nt
Organism: Hibiscus syriacus
Lineage: Eukaryota; Viridiplantae; Streptophyta; Magnoliopsida; Malvales; Malvaceae
Product: cell division cycle protein 27 homolog B-like
Exons: 16
Coding region: 73-2256 (727 amino acids)
Biological process (GO): cell division
Molecular function (GO): protein binding
Source: RefSeq, a predicted model, not a curated record